This is a messenger RNA of Mercenaria mercenaria, 3659 nucleotides long. RefSeq lists its product as uncharacterized. The record is from RefSeq and is a predicted model, not a curated record. NCBI's taxonomy places the organism in Eukaryota, Metazoa, Mollusca, Bivalvia, Venerida, Veneridae. The coding region runs from base 770 to 1564 and encodes 264 amino acids. The transcript has 3 exons.
AAAAGACAGCUGUUCAAGGAGAACAAUUGAAAACUGGAGGUUAAGUACUUCGAACGAUUAUUUUAGGAACUUGAUACGGAAAUGCUAUUUUAAGCUGCACCUAGCCUAAAUGAUGUUUAACAUUUCCUUAUUGCAGCAUAGAUAAACAGAGUACCGUUCGUGAUUAACUAUCUCAACUAUCUCAAUGUAAUACAACAAUAAUUGUAAGUAAAACGACUAGGUUAAGAACAUAGUUAUUUCACUCUUUAUACUCAGGAUCAAAGUAUGAUGUCAAUGUAAUUGGAACAAAUAUGUUAGUCAUUCACAACCUGAGGCGUUAUAUUCAUGUGACUGAUGGACUAUUUAUUUUGAUCAGAUAAAAAUGGGAUUUAAAGUUUAAUUUUUAAUGUUAUUUAAUGUUAACGUUGCUAUCACUUCCUUUCUUAAAGUAGAAAAUGUUCUAAGAAAAUACUUCUUCAGAUACCGCAAUCGAUACUGUCUCAUUUGUUACAGUAUAACUGAUAGGUUGUUUUAAUUGUCGGGAUUGUUAUACAAACAUGCUCAUGUCUGGUUUAAUUUGGCUUGUGUUCAAUGACUAUUUGUUAGGUUAGAUAAUAAAAAAACAAUAUCGUUACAACCUGUCUUGUAACAAUAUGUUAACAAUAAUUUCACUGAUGAGGGGAAAUUAACUAUAUCUAGUAUUACUCAGUGACGUUUUAAAUAUUGAACUUUACUAAUAUGUGAUAAGAAAAUAUUUAAGACAACACGUUGUUAGUUUGACUGCAACUAAAUGGGAAGGAAAAAACGAAAGCAGAGCUGGCUUGCGACAGAAACAGAUCCGAAAAAGAAAACAGCUGAAGAUACCGAGGGGAGAUUAAAUGGGGCGUCGGGGGGAAACAAAGAGUUGCAUCCUCGUUGGCUACCUUAUGGGAGUCUAGCCCCACGAACAAAAACAAAACGAAAUUGGAAAGCAAAAUGCAUUUCACAAACUGAAGAAAAUCAAUUAUUGAGGGAUGAAAAUAAACAAUUACAAGAAAAGAUAAAAAAGUACGAAGAUGAACAAAAACGAUUGCAAGAGGUUUCUGAAGAACAUGCGGCCCGGUUAGUUAACCUUGAUAACUGUGACAACGUACAAAUUGGUAACCAUAAUUAUUUGCAUGUAGUUCAGAAUAACUUUGAUGCAACCUUUCUUAAGAAGCUUUUGGACCGGUAUGAAGAUAUAAUUAAAGAAGACGCAAGGCAGCGGCAAGUGAUGAAAGAGCAAAUACAAGAUCUGUCUUCAAACAUUGAGAAACUGACGGAAGCUCGUAGCAAAAGCGAACAAAUGCUGGAUUGUUUAGGACACAUUGUUAACCAGACAGAGCUUCAACAAUUAACAGAUCAAGAAGAGGCUUGUCCAGAUAGUUCAAUUGCAACGAUGUCUCAACAAAUAACAGAUUUAGCAAAGAAUUUUAAUGCUUUUUGUUUAUCACAAAGAGCGCUUUCCAGUGUUUCCUUAGACGAAAGACAAUUCAAAAGCAAUGGGUGCAAAUGCCAAAACAAGAAAAGGAUAAAUUCCGAACUAGAUUUAAACAUGCAUGUUUAAAAUUGUAGUUGAUUAAUUUAUCUUAUAAUAUAAUGCAUAAACUCGUAUUUAUAUUACGUCCUUUUAAGUAUAUAAAAAAUGAAGAGCUGCGCAAGUCCAUACUCCAUAAAUAAUUGGAAUAUUGAUGUGAUAUACAUAUCUGGUAUUUUCACCAAAUCUAUUUUUCACUUUAGUUAAAAUAUAAAAUAAAAUGAAAAUUUGUUUGUUUUAAGCAUAAAAGCAAAAUACCUAUCGCCCUUGAACACCAUAUUUUACAAGUUCAUCGGUGGCUGCGCCGUUCCUGGAUAUAUUGCAUUUGGUGUUCACUUGGUGUAAGAUCUUUUGAUCUUAAACAGAAACAAACAAAAUGUGGUCUAUAUAUUUGCAUGCUAAAAUGUUUAUAUCAUUGUGUAAUUAUCCAACUCUAAUCACUUUCAUUAUAUAAUUAGUUUCAGCAUUUAUUGCAUAUAAACAUUGGUCAUCAUAUGAUAUCUAUUGCGGACAACAAUUUGCUUAGAAACGCCCGAAAAAAAUAUGACCUAUAUGCAAAACCUAGCAUCGUAGAAUAAGUAAUUGUUACCAUAUGGUCGUUUCUGACAAUCAUGUCGACUUUUACAGUGCUAUCAAGUCAGAUAUGUACAACAAUUGUUCAAUUGAUCUCAAUUGCUGUAUGUACUUUAACUAAACUUGGCAAGUAUACGAAAGGAAUGUUGUAUCAGCAUAUUCUAUUUUUGAUUGCAGCUCAUACGGGUUUUGAAGAGAGGAAAACCAACUUAUAUGCAUGAGUGGACUGAACUAGACUAGACUAAAUACAGGCAUAUUAAAUAAAUUGUCGUCAUUUAGUAUAAUGUGUGUCAGAUCACGUUUUGCUCAUUGGUGAUAUUCUGUUGUAGUUAUUGUCCAAUGGUUACUCUUUAUCUUUAGAACAACAGGAAAGUAAAACUUGUCCUUACCAGGAAGAUCGAAUGCGGUCAAGGAUAACUGUACAUGCACUUUAAAGACAAAAAAGUAUAUGUUUUUACACAGCAGAGGUUUUAGUAACAUGGCCAUUGCCUCAUUCCAAUCAGUUUUUGUUCAGAGCCGUUUUCAUUUGUUCCAAGAUCGGUCAUGGUAAUGAUAUUUUUCAAAAGAUUUAGCCAAGCCCUGUUCACAUGAUGUUGAAAAAUGCUGAUUUGGCAUAUGGAAGCGUGAAAGUGCCAUAAUCAUUAUUAUGUUUCGAUACUCUACAUGUUUCCAGAAGAUAUCGACUUAGUUAUGGUGUAUGUAAAUUAUUGAUUGUCUGAAGUGAUAUAAGGUAGAUGGGUGGCCUUUUUUAGCAGAAUGCUUUUUUGCAGAAUAUAGGCACAGUUGCAAGAAUUCAUAUGUUAACAAGACAAUCCUUAUGACUACUUCCAUAAAAUGGGUUCAAGUUAAAAAAUGCAUCGAUGGCUUAUUUGUUUUUUGUCUUUAUGGUGUAAAUUCACAACGUACUUCUCAUAAGGACCUGAUCAACCUAUCUUGAAUGUGUAAGUGAAAAAUAUGUGUUGGUAAAACUGAUACAUCAUGAUUAUAAAAUCUUAAACGAAAUUCGUAGAAAUUGCUUUUGUCAACGUUUUGGUAAGGUCAUUAUCAGAAGCAUAGAACUGUCUUUCGCAUGGAACGCAAGAUCGCAUAGCUAGCGUUGGAUUGAACUAGACGACAAUUUUGUUUUCAAAUGCAGAUUAAGAAUUUCUUAUGAAUCUGUUCCCCAAUUGGGAGUCUUGAUUUCACCUAUAACUGAGGAAAUUCGAUCGAAAUUAUUUCCUUUUGGGUUCUGACGUUUUGCAUCAUUGGGACAUUGACUUACUGAAAAAGAUCAAAUUUUGAUAUUUGGAUAAUGGAGUGAAAUAUCUCUCAUUAUUCAAGAUUGCAAACAAUACUGUGUUGCUUUGAACAAAGUGUCAAAUAUAUGAAUAUGCAUUACAGUCACUCAUAGGAUAAAUGGUUAUUGUGUAUUUUAUCUUUAAUUUUAUUCCUACUACAUGUAAACUUAAAAACAAAUAACCGGCCAUUUGCUGUUUUUCAAGUGCCUUAUAAAUUACAUAAAGUACUUUGAGAUGUAGCAUACAUUUUGAUCAUUAUGUUAUUGAUGCCAUAU